Molecule: messenger RNA, 672 nt
Organism: Blepharisma stoltei
Lineage: Eukaryota; Ciliophora; Heterotrichea; Heterotrichida; Blepharismidae
Source: the annotation of a GenBank genome assembly
AUGAGGCCAACAGAUCUAGGUUUUAGGAGCCCAAAGGAAAGAACUCCAGACUUUUAUAAUCCACAAGUAACCUGUGAUGGUAGAUCUUUAUCAACAACUCCUACAAAAGGUCAUCAAGAUUUUCCUAUAAGCAAACGGUUUAUGCAAUAUGAAGUGGAAGCAAGACGAACUGGCUUCAGAGUUGGGCCAGGAGCAUAUGAUGCUAAUUACAAUACAAUAGGAAGGCUUAAAGUAAAAAACACACCUGUAUAUAAACAACUUCAUGCAGCAAAAGAUACCUCGAAUAAUGGAUACUAUUAUAUUGGAAAUCAUAUUGUUUUUGAUCCCAGAUUUGUGUCAAAAAAUAAGCAGCCAAGCAUUGUGGACCCAAAUUGAAAAGUGGACAUAAAUGCUGUCUUAACAGAGUAUUCAAGUCGACCUACAACUGCUUCUACACAUGAACGAAAAGAAAAAGAUAUAUCUCCUUAUACAACAAAAUCUUCGCCUUGAUUUAUGAAGGAUGGGUUAACAACUCCGACUCCAAGAAGAGAACUAAUUGACAACUCUUCAGAAGAAAAAUCAAGACCUAGGUCAGCAAGAAAAAUAAGACCGAAAUCCCCGUAUUUAAACUCAUCAACACAAAGCAGCUCUAAAAAGGAGAAUAGAAACGGCGUAAGAGACUUUAUUUUAUAA